This is a messenger RNA of Lecanosticta acicola, 2914 nucleotides long. Lineage: Eukaryota; Fungi; Ascomycota; Dothideomycetes; Mycosphaerellales; Mycosphaerellaceae. The record is from the annotation of a GenBank genome assembly.
AUGGCGAGCAAGGCAGGAUCACCGCGACAGAAGCAGAAGGGCGACAGGACAACUAUCCAUGGCAGAAUCACCGAGCAAGAGAUGGUCCAAACCUCCCCGGACAAACCUCCCCACCCUCGAUACGACUACACCUCCUACGAUGUCUCCGACAACAACAUCCUCGGCCUCAAGAGCGCCGACUGGGAAUGGCUAGGAGGGAUUACUCUACUUGCGCUGUUCGUGCGCUUGUUCCGCAUCUACCAGCCUACGAGCGUCGUCUUCGAUGAGGUACACUUUGGCGGGUUUGCGAGCAAGUACAUCAAGGGUAGAUUCUUCAUGGAUGUUCACCCACCUCUGGCCAAGCUGUUGAUCACGCUUGCUGGCUGGCUGGGCGGCUUCGAUGGAGAGUUCGACUUCAAGGACAUUGGCAAGGACUAUCUGGAGCCCCGUGUGCCUUAUGUGGCCAUGAGGCUACUUCCAGCUCUCUGCGGCGUUCUCGCGGUUCCAUGCAUGUUCUUGACGCUCCGCGCUUCGGGAUGCAGGACCAUCACCGCUGCUCUGGGCGCCGGACUGCUCACCUUCGAGAACGGCUUCGUCACUCAAUCCCGCUUCAUCCUGCUGGAUGCCCCUCUGGUCAUCUUCACUGCUAUGACUGGUCUCUCGUGGUUCUCCUUCAUCAAUCAAAACGAGCUGGGACCCAAGAAGGCAUUCACGCCAAGCUGGUGGUUCUGGCUGGCUGCCACGGGAGUAUGCUUGGGAGCAACUGCGAGUGUCAAAUGGGUCGGUCUCUUCACCAUUGCCUGGGUCGGCUCAAUCACUGCACUGCAACUCUGGGUCUUGCUUGGCGACACCAAGAAUGUCACAAUGCGCCUCUGGUUCAAGCACCUGUUUGCACGCAUCUUCUGUCUGAUCAUCAUCCCAAUCACAUUCUACAUGGCCAUGUUCGCAAUCCACUUCGUGUGCCUCGUCAACCCUGGUGAUGGCGAUGGCUUCAUGAGCAGCGAGUUCCAGUCCACGCUCAACUCCAAGGGUAUGGCCGAUGUGCCUGCUGACGUUGCUUUCGGCUCGCGCAUCAGUCUCCGUCACCACAAUACCCAAGGAGGCUAUCUGCACUCUCAUUCGCACAUGUACCCAGGAGGAAGCAAGCAGCAGCAAAUCACUCUCUAUCCACACAAAGACGAGAACAAUGUGUUCCUCGUCGAGAACCAAACUCAGCCGAUCCACUGGGCUGUGGAUCCAUCCGGCAACACCACCAUUCCAGGCCCUUAUGCGUGGGACAAUUUCGACCCCGAGCAUAUCCAGGACGGAUCUCUCAUUCGCCUCUACCACAUCACCACCGACCGACGACUGCACUCGCACGAUGUGCGUCCACCGAUCACCGAGGCCGACUGGCAGAAUGAAGUUUCCGCGUACGGUUACGCAGGCUUCGAGGGCGACGCCAACGAUCUGUUCCGCGUGGAGAUUGUCAAGUCCAUGUCCGACGGCAAGGAAGCCAAGGAGAGACUGCGAACAAUUCAGACGAAGUUCAAGCUGGUCCACAUCAUGACCGGCUGUGUACUCUUCUCUCACAAGGUCAAGCUUCCUGACUGGGGCUUUGAACAGCAAGAGGUCACUUGCGCGAAAGGCGGCACCCUUCCCAACAGCAUCUGGUACGUCGAAAGCAACAUGCAUCCAAAACUCAAGGAAGAUGCCGAGAAAGUCAACUACCGAAACCCUGGCUUCUUUGGCAAGUUCUGGGAGCUGCAGCAGGUCAUGUGGACCACCAAUGCCGGCUUGGUUGAAUCACACGCUUGGGAUUCUCGUCCUCCAUCAUGGCCGGUCCUCCGUCGAGGUAUUAACUUUUGGGGCAAAGACCAUCGUCAAAUCUACCUGACCGGCAACCCAUUGAUCUGGUGGGCCAGCUCUGCUGCGGUGGGAGUUUACGUCCUUUUCCUCGGUCUGGUGGUUCUGAGAUGGCAACGCAGCUGCGACGAUAUCCAGUACACCCCGGUCCGCCGCUUCACCUAUGAAGUCGGAACUGCAGUGCUUGGCUGGGCCUUCCACUACUUCCCAUUCUACCUCAUGCAGCGUCAGCUGUUCUUGCACCAUUACUUUCCAGCACUGUACUUUGCCAUCAUCGCGCUUUGCCAGGUCUUCGAUUUCACAUUCAGCCGAGUCAAGAUUGGAUCAUUCACUUUGAAGGACAAGCCAUACGCUGGCUGGAGCGCUGCCACGGUCUUCUUCGUUCUGAGCGUCAUUGUGUUCUUACUCUACGCUCCUCUAAGCUAUGGCAACACAUGGACUAAGAGCGAAUGCAACCGUGUCAAGCUUCUCGACACUUGGGACUUCGACUGCAACGCAUUCCUCGACUCGGUGGGUGCUCAAGAUUGAAGCUUCUACUCGAGCUGUACUAACAUGGUCGCAGUACGCCGAUUACUCUCUUGCAGUUCCCAGUGCUGCCGGUGGUGCUGAACCAACACAGGCUGUACAAGGUCCCGCACCACCUGUCGCCGAAGACCCGCAGAAAGACAUCCACGCGACCACCCAGCAGCAACAGAAUAUUGACCCUCUCCACUCUCCCGCAGGUCAGAUUCCCGUACAGGAGAAAGUCGAGUACCGGGAUGAAGAAGGCAACAUUCUCAACGACGAGCAAGUCGCUGCUCUUCAGGGCAAGGUGUCGUUCAGCACACGAUACGAGACACGGACGAGACUUGUUGACCAGAUGGGCAACGAGGUCGACGAUGGCUCAUUACCAGGCGAGGAUGAAGGCGCCGCCAAGCCUGACGGCGUUGAUCCGGCUACUGCUGGAAGAGAUGUUGGCGAGGGAGAGCCGAGCACUGCUCCUGCUGCCAACGAGGCGGGCGAGGAUGUGAAGAAGGAGCAGAGCAUUCGAGACGCCAAGGCUACUCCUGAGCCGGAGAGUGAGGCUGCUAAGGCUACACGGGACGAGCUCUGA